CUUCGUUAGCGCACAGUGAAAUAAUAAAAAAAAAAAAAAGUAAUAAAAAUGUACGCCACCGACGAACACAUCCAGGGCUUUUCGUCCUGGAUGCAAUUUGUGAUACACUGCGGCGGAUCAAGGACGAUUUUGCACCUGGGCGUCAUGGUCGAGAGUCUGGUCGGAUUCAUAAACCCGACCAACGCUAUCGAGGUGAUUGAUAGCGUGUGGUUGAUAGCUGCAGGGCAUCAUCCUCCAGAAUUAACUGAAGCCCGCUGGUUUUUUGAGGGCGCCCUGGAGUCGACGGGGCCAUUUGAAGUAGUUAUGGCUCCCAACCACGAGCAGAUCGAGACGCUAUCGGUCUGCCUCAUGGAGACGGCGGAAAGCCUAUUACGCGACUGGACGAGGGCCCUGGUGAGGCUCCAGUAGGAUCCGGCGGGAGUCCCCAUGUCCAGUCAGUGAGGGACGACCGAAAGAGGAG
This is a messenger RNA of Microplitis mediator, 460 nucleotides long. RefSeq lists its product as uncharacterized. The transcript has 3 exons. Bases 49 to 408 code for a protein of 119 amino acids. NCBI's taxonomy places the organism in Eukaryota, Metazoa, Arthropoda, Insecta, Hymenoptera, Braconidae. The record is from RefSeq and is a predicted model, not a curated record.